AAAUCAGAAGACCCUAGCACAUGCGGUGGUGAGUGAGCUAGGCACAGAGUGUGAGAGCGAGUGAAUAUUAAUUUUUUUGUGCAUUUGCUUUUUCUUAUUAUUUGUUUGUUGAACCGAACACUUUUAGUGAAGAAAAGUGUGGCUUUAUGUAAUCUAUAAGUGGGCUAAUAACGAAGUGUCAGUUAGUGUUAGCAUUUGCAUUUUGGUGGUGGUCAUGACUAACAGCCUGGAAUUGGAGUUACCGCUCAAGGUCGCGCGUCAUCGAAUCGAGCGCGUUGGCUUUGCAUAUUUCAAUGCCCGCCGUAGCAAAAUCGCGCCAGGCGGCGUGGAACGUAGCGAAUCCGAUGAGAAAUUGCUACUGAAUGGAGCUGGCGAAGAAGUCGAUAUUAAAUACCUCAAAUCCCUCGAUCCCAAAGAGUGGAAGGAGCAGGAUCAUUAUAGUGUAUUGGGAUGUGGUAAAUUGAGAUUUGAAGCCACUGAUGACGAUAUACGCCGAGCCUACAGACGCAUGGUGCUGCAGCAUCAUCCGGACAAGCGAAAAGCAAAGGGCGAGGAAGUCAUCACGGAUGAUGACUACUUUACUUGCAUAACAAAGGCAUACGAAAUAUUGGGUACUCCGAAAAGUCGCCGUAGCUUUGAUUCGGUUGAUCCGGAAUUCGAUGAUGCCUUCCCCACACAAACAGAUAUUGACAACGAUUUCUAUGCUGCCUUCAAUAAGUAUUUUCAUCUGAAUGCACGUUGGAGCGAAAAGCCGAAUGUUCCAUCGUUUGGCGAGGAGAAUGCCAAGCGUGAGGAGGUUGAACGUUUCUAUAAUUUUUGGUACGACUUUAAAUCGUGGCGUGAAUUCAGCUACAUGGACGAAGAGGACAAAGAGAAGGGUCAAGAUCGUGAUGAGCGGCGUUGGAUCGAAAAGGAGAAUAAGGCGGCACGCAUAAAGCGUAAAAAAGAGGAAAUGACACGCAUCCGAGCACUUGUCGAUUUGGCCUACAACAAUGACAAGCGUAUCCAGCGGUUUAAGCAAGAGGAGAAGGAUCGCAAGGCGGCGGCCAAGCGAGCCAAAAUGGAUGCCGUCCAGGCCCAAAAAGCCGAACAGGAACGGGCUGUGCGUGAAGCCGCCAUGGCCAAGGAGCGGGCCGAUAAGGCCGAACAGAAACGAAUCGAGCAAAUUCGCAUUGAACGCGAGCAGCAAAAGAAAGUGCUUAAGAAAGAGAGGAAAACGUUGCGUGACAAGGUCAAGGAUAGCAAAUAUUACGCCAAAAAUGAGAAGGACCAGCUAAAGCAUAUGGAGGGUACAGAGAAAAUAUGCGAGACCUUCUCAUUGGCUGAACUGCAGGCACUGAACAAGGCUAUGGAGACAAAGGGUCGCGAAUCAUUUGCGGCCGCCAUUCAGACGGCUGAGCAGAAAAUCGCCACAGAACUGGAGGAACUGACUCAGGCUCAACAAAAGAAAUCGGCAGCUAGCAUAAACAAUGCCACAUCGAAGGGAGCUGGUGGUGUCAAGGAAGUGAAAAAGGUCGGUGAAUUGUGGAGCAAUGAGAAUGUUCAGUUGCUCAUUAAGGCAGUGAAUCUAUUCCCAGCUGGCACUGCCCAGCGUUGGGAUGUGAUAGCGACAUUUAUCAAUCAACAUGGCGGUUCAUCGGGCGGUGGCCUGGUAACAGCUCGUGAUGUGUUAAACAAAGCCAAGGCCCUGCAGAAUAGCGAUCACUCAAAAAGUUCGCUCAAAACUCAUGCCAAUGAUGCAGCAUUUGCCAGUUUUGAGAAGUCCAAAAAGGAAGUGCAGACGUCCAAUGACAUCACUUUGGGUGAGGAAAGCAGCUCCACCAAUGCAACGACGACAACAACAACGACGACGGUAACGACGAAAACGUUGAAAACAAAUUCAUCGGAUAGUAAGGAGAAUAUUAAAGAAAAUGGCGGCAAUAUCAAGCAGAAUGGCACUGGAACAGGACCAGCAAAUGGGCCUGUUUCUGCUACCGUUAAUGGAACUGGCUCUGCUACUUCUAUUACAUCGACUGGGGCAUCCAAAACCUGGACCAAGGAGGAGCAAGCUCUGUUAGAGCAGGCCAUUAAAACUUAUCCCACAACUACGCCCGAUCGUUGGGAUCGCAUUGCCUCAUGCAUACCUAAUCGCAGUAAAAAGGAUUGCCUACGUCGCGUUAAAGAGCUGGUCGAGCUUGUGAACUCCAAAAAAGAGGCACAAGCGGCUGUUAAAUGAGUUUCAUAGCAUACCCAAACGCAAACAAUUAACUUCCCAUUCUCCCGUCGCCUUGCCUUUUACUCUUCCUGCUCCUACUCCUCCGUCUCCGCAUUCGCCAACUCCUCCUCCUCCUCCUCGUUUAGCUGCUGUGUCCCAUAUAUAAAUUUUAUUUAAAUAAAACAUAAAAAGUUUUUUGAACGUUUAGCGAAAAGUUACAUACAAA
Messenger RNA from Drosophila willistoni, 2420 nucleotides. RefSeq names its product dnaJ homolog subfamily C member 2. The transcript has 3 exons. Lineage: Eukaryota; Metazoa; Arthropoda; Insecta; Diptera; Drosophilidae. The record is from RefSeq and is a predicted model, not a curated record. Bases 215 to 2215 code for a protein of 666 amino acids. Gene Ontology annotation, molecular function: ribosome binding; Hsp70 protein binding. Gene Ontology annotation, biological process: 'de novo' cotranslational protein folding; regulation of translational fidelity. Gene Ontology annotation, cellular component: cytosol.